CCCUUUAAACCCUAAACCAGUGCCCCUAUAAAUACUGAAAAACUAGGUUUUGCUCAUUUCCACUGUCGUCCCAGAGAGAGAGCGAGACACAUCUAAGCGCAGCCGCUCCCUCUAGGGUUUAGCUUCACUCUUCCUCUCGGACCAAAUCGUAGCCAUGGCCGAAGUGAUGGCGCCUCCUCUUCCGACUGAACCGGCGGCUGCCGUCGUUCUGGAACCCCUACAGCCUCACAACGAUGUCAAGCUCUUCAACCGCUGGAGCUUUGAAGAUAUUUCGAUGACAGACAUUUCACUAGCUGAUUACAUCGGAGUUGUACCUGCCAAGCACGCUACCUAUGUUCCUCACACUGCUGGAAGAUACUCAGCAAAGCGUUUCAGGAAAGCUCAGUGUCCAAUAGUGGAGAGGCUUACUAAUUCUCUGAUGAUGCACGGGAGAAACAACGGAAAGAAACUUAUGGCUGUCAGGAUUAUUAAACAUGCGAUGGAAAUCAUUCACUUGCUAACUGAUCAGAAUCCCAUUCAAGUUAUUGUUGAUGCUGUGAUCAACAGUGGUCCUCGUGAAGAUGCCACCCGUAUUGGCUCUGCUGGAGUUGUUAGGCGACAGGCUGUUGAUAUUUCCCCACUGCGUCGAGUGAAUCAGGCAAUCUAUCUUCUUACUACUGGUGCACGUGAAUCUGCAUUCAGAAACAUUAAGACAAUUGCCGAAUGCUUGGCCGAUGAACUUAUUAACGCUGCAAAGGGUUCCUCCAACAGCUAUGCCAUAAAGAAGAAGGAUGAGAUUGAGAGGGUUGCCAAGGCUAAUCGUUGAGGGACUGGAACAGAAAUCUCAAUGACUCAGAGAAAGAGUUUUGUUCGUUUCUUUUUUGUACUAUUGAACAUGGUAGUUGGGGAGGUUUUUUUGGUUGGUGAGAUUUACUUCAAUUUAGUUCGAGGUGAAUAUCUAUAUUCAUGAAUAUUGAGGAUGCAUUCAAGACGGCAUCUGCUUUCAAAAGCUUUAUGCUUCAUAGGCUCGUUAUGGAUGUUAUUCAAUUUUAACGAUUUUAGUGCAUUUGGUUUCACAGCACAUUAUCUGUUUUCGUA
Messenger RNA from Quercus robur (English oak), 1077 nucleotides. Its product is annotated as 40S ribosomal protein S5-like. Gene Ontology annotation, biological process: translation; ribosomal small subunit assembly. Bases 155 to 805 code for a protein of 216 amino acids. Gene Ontology annotation, cellular component: ribosome; cytosolic small ribosomal subunit. The transcript is spliced from 5 exons. Gene Ontology annotation, molecular function: mRNA binding; rRNA binding; structural constituent of ribosome. The record is from RefSeq and is a predicted model, not a curated record. Lineage: Eukaryota; Viridiplantae; Streptophyta; Magnoliopsida; Fagales; Fagaceae.